AUGGGAGGAUCCCAACAGGUCCCAAAAGAUACUGUUCGAGCUCAUAUUCAUCCAACCGUGAAAAAGAUUGAACCAAACGCAUUCUCAGAUUGCAAAGAGUUGCGGUUUGUCGAGUUUUCCGACGGCCUAGAAGUGAUUGGCCAUCGUGCAUUCUAUCGCUGUGCACAGUUGGCCUUCGUUCGGCUCUCGAGUACCACGAAAAAAAUCGAGACGGGGGCGUUUCGUUCGUGCAAGAAGCUGAAGCACGUACUCUUCAACGACGGACUCGAGGAACUUGGAACUUCGGCCUUUGCCGAGUGUAAAGCGCUUCAAUACCUCGCAUUUUCAUCAACAAUUCAACUAGUGGGACAGGGCGCAUUUCUAGGCUGUAGCGGACUGGAAAAGGUAGCAUUCAAUCUGGGACUUGAAAAAGUCGAAAGUGGCGCAUUCUCGAAUUGUCGGAAACUGAAAUUCGUGUACAUGCCAUCAGAAGUAUGCUUUCUCUUGUCCGAUGCUGUACCAGACGAAGUCAUUAUAGAGAAUACUAGAAAUGAAAAGUUCUGGACCAAGGUUGCGGUAGCCGCUGAAGAAGUGGAAGCUGAUCUUGUGGAACAGUAUAGAACAGUGGAAUCUUCGGAAGGCGGCCCACCAGAGAACGAUACAUCAGAUCUAGUGCAUGCAUCAGAGCUCGCGGAGGCAAGGAAAGAAAUUGACAUGCUAAAAGGACUUUUGAAUGAUAUGAAGAGAAAAGCCAAAACGACCGAGGAAGACCUUGAGUCCGCUGCCAAGGAUAAAGAUUCGCUCGUUGAGGAAAUAAAAAAGGGAAGGGUCCAACUUGAAGGUGCACUGUCGCUCGCAGAGGAGCUACAAGAAGAGCUCACAUUUGUGGACGAACAAAGACAGGCGACACAAGAGCUACUUGAAAAAGCUUUGGACCAACGUGACGAAUUAGCCGAAGCAAAGAACAUGCUAGAACUUGACCAGCCAAACAUGGUUGAUGUCAAAGACUUCGAAGAGCACAUUGAUUUUAUUGAGGCUCAGGCUGAAGAGACACGAAAAGAAUUCGAGAAGACGGCAAGAGAAUGCGCAAUCCUUCAAAAAGAAAACACCGCGCUGAAAAAGAAGAAUAAACAGCUGGAGCAGGUCAUGCAACUGAGAAACAAGGAGUAUAUGGACUUGCUUUCACGACACGUCGAAGCAAAACUCAAUAGUAUGGAAGCUGCUCCUGAACAAGUUUUGGCAGCGGUGCAAUCGCCAAAGACACCAUCGAAAAAGAAGAAAGCCGUGAAUGCGGUGAAAUCAUCACAAACUCCGUCUAAGAAGAAGAAAGCGUCAAAAAAGAAGCGACCCAGUUUGUCACCAAGGGCUACAAAAGAGCCUUCUGAUGAUUCAGUCAAGAGUAAAAAGGCCACGGUGGGCAUCCCAGCACCGGAACUAGUUGAAAUUGUAAAACAGCCUUCUGCUGAUUCUGGCAAGAUCGAGAAGGCAACGACCGGUAAUUCAACAGUGCAUAUAACUGAAAUUGGAAAAGAGCCUUUGGAUGAUUCUGGCAAGAACAAGGAUUCCAUGAUCCCACUGCCGGAUCAAAUGCAGACACCAUCAGAUCCAGUAGGAGAGCUAUCGGAUGGCGCACUCUCUGAAUCUGAAUUUGGUUCCGAGCAUGAUAUCCUGGACGAUUUGGAACCUGUAGCUGUCAUAUCAGAAAACGUGGAACCAGAUGAUGACUGGGAAGCUUCGUCACACCAAUCCUCGUGCCAUGAGAGUAUUGACUGGCUAGGAAAAAGUCACGGGGUCAUAAUUUCAGCAGACGGCGCCGAUGAUAGCGGUGGCAACGAUCUUUUCGGACAAUAG
This is a messenger RNA of Cylindrotheca closterium, 1830 nucleotides long. Lineage: Eukaryota; Bacillariophyta; Bacillariophyceae; Bacillariales; Bacillariaceae. The record is from the annotation of a GenBank genome assembly.